UGUCCAUUGACGAAGAAGAGAUUGGCUCACAUCUCCUGUCUUUAUAUGAAGAUGUCAGAUAAAAUGUUAAACGAAUGUUUUCAAUGGCAAGAGACUGUUGAGGGCAACCAUAAAAUAUAAAACUAUAAAUUGAAAUGAAAUUAUUGUGCUGUAUCAAUUAAUAUUCAGAUGAAAAUCAUUAUAGAGGGUUCAUUUGAAAUGUGUAAUUCGAAUCAGAGAGCGUAUUUGUUGUGUGGGCAUUUAUUGGGAGGAAGGGGGCUGCAGCGGGGGUUGUUAUGCUGAGUGCUCCUCUCCCUCCUCCUCCUCUUCCUCCAUCUGCGUCUCUUCAGUCGCGCCUCUGUCCGCGGAUAACCGCGCCAGAACAGCUCUCACGAAAAACAUCCCAAUUAUCCUCGAAACGUCGAGUAAAUGCCAUUAUCUAGUAUCUAAAUGGUUUCUACGAGCGUAUAGGGGUCCUUAAAUCGACACCAAUCGCCUCCGAGUGGUUGAAGAAGAUGAUCUCUUGGCUCGGGGAGGCUGUGCUGCUGCUGCGUGGGGGAGUGGGUCCUUACAUCCUGUGGCGUUUCCUGUGUUUGUAAACUAGACGCUCUCGAAAAUCCUCGGCCGACCCGAGCUCCAAGUUUGAAUGCUAGAUGAGUGAGGUGGGUGUGGCUUCCCACCAGCCUGACCAUCCUGACUGACGGCUCUCUGGAUGACCUUGUCCCCACCCCUGUCCCUGCGCUCACACACACCGUUACCACAGCAAUGUCACACCUGCCCAGCAGCUCAGUCCGCGACCAUAUGAAAUGGGCCGGUCUGCUCGGCUGUGAAGCGGUGCUCUCCAGCAUGGCCCUGAUGCAGGCCAGCACUAUGGCAGCUCCACCCAAAAAAAUGAUGGCUCCACUCGGACACGCACCACCACAGAGGGACGGGCCUGACCGUGGUCCCCAGAGUCACAUGAUCCUCCCGUCUGGCAUGAGCUGUCCACCAUUGCUGAUCCGGAAGGAAGGUGAAUUCCAAGCUCCGCGCCUGCUGGAUGAGAAGGACAUGAGGACCAAUGAGGACCUGCAGCAGAAAAAAAAGAACAGGAAAUCAGUGGCGCCCUGUAAAGUGAGAGAACAAGAGGGAAGGGGAGGGAAGGGCACAGGUGGAGAUGAGAAUGGUCCAUCUUCCAAAGUGCAGAAAAACUUUAUUUGUGACCACUGUUACGGAGCUUUUAGGAGCGGAUACCACCUGAAGAGACAUAUCCUCAUUCACACAGGGGAGAAGCCGUAUGCUUGUGCCGUAUGUGACAUGAGGUUUAUUCAGCGUUACCACCUGGAGAGACACAGCCUCAUUCACACGGGGGUGAAGCCGUACGCUUGCUCCAUGUGUGACAUGAGGUUCUUCCAACGUUACCAUCUGGCAAGACACAGCCUCACUCAUACUGGGGUGAAGCCAUACGCUUGCUCCAUUUGUGACAUGAGAUUUUUCCAACGCUACCACUUGGCAAGACACAGUCUCACUCACACGGGGGUGAAGCCAUAUGCUUGCUCCAUGUGUGACAUGAGAUUUUUCCAGAGAUACCACCUGGCGAGACACACUCUCACACAUACGGGGGUGAAGCCGUAUGCUUGCUCCAUGUGUGACAUGAGGUUCUUCCAACGUUACCAUUUGGCAAGACACAGCCUCACUCAUACCGGAGUGAAGCCAUAUGCUUGUACCAUGUGUGACAUGAGGUUUAUACAACGUUACCAACUGGAAAGACACAGUCUCACUCACACAGGGGUGAAGCCGUACGCUUGCACCAUGUGUGACAAGAGGUUUUUUCAGCGCUACCACCUGGCGAGACACAGCCUCACUCACAUGGGUGUGAAACCUUAUGCUUGCACCAUGUGUGACAUGAAGUUUUGUCAGCGUUACCACCUGGCGAGACACAGCCUCACUCAUACGGGUGUGAAACCUUAUGCUUGCACCAUAUGCGACAAGAGGUUUUUUCAGCGCUACCACCUGGCGAGACACAGCCUCACUCAUAUGGGUGUGAAACCUUUCGCUUGCACCAUGUGUGACAUGAGGUUUGUUCAGCGCUACCACCUGGCCAGACACAGCCUCACUCAUACUGGUGUGAAACCUUAUGCUUGCACCAUGUGUGACAAGAGGUUUUUUCAGCGUUAUCACCUGGCGAGACACAGCCUCACUCAUAUGGGUGUGAAACCUUUUGCGUGCACCAUGUGUGACAUGAGGUUUGUUCAGCGCUACCACCUGGCGAGACACAGCCUCACUCAUACGGGGGUGAAGCCGUAUGCUUGUUCCAUGUGUGACAUGAGGUUUAUUCAGCGUAACCACCUGGAGAGACACAGCCUCACUCACACGGGGGAGAAGCCGUUUGCGUGUGACAUGUGCGAUAUGAGGUUUAUCCAGCGUUACCACCUGGAGAGACACAAACGCGUGCACAGCGGCGAGAAGCCUUACCAGUGUGAGCGCUGCCAGCAGAACUUUUCCAGGACAGACCGUCUGCUGCGGCACCGCCGGCUGUGCCAGGGCCGCGGUGUAGCAAAAGUGGAGACCCAACCGUGUUGUGAACCACGCCAGUAUGCCCAAGAAGCGCCGCCCGCCCCCCCAACCUGGAGCCCCAUGCACCCCCCUCCGGGUCGUCUGGCCGUCUGACAUUCCACAUUGGCUGCGUCUACCAGGCCGCCAGACACAGGCCAGGCCGACGGGCGCACCGCUCGCUCUAUGCUGAGUGGCUCGAGCGAAGACUGACCAUGCGGCUCCAGUCUUGGAUUACUAAUAACUGCGGGACAUUUGUUGCUUUCGUUUUAACUGUUUCUUUUCUCCCCACCAUAUUUUUUUAACAAUGAGACUUUUCUGUGAUGAAGAGUGUUCCUGUUUUGUACUUACUCAGUUUUUAUUGUUCCAGUGCGUCCACAUUUGUUGGUACUCUGUAAUGACGGCAGUUUUUUUUUUUUUUUUUUUGUAAUUGACAUACAGGGACAUAGUUGCAAGGAAAAGCAUUUCAUUGUGUCACUUAGGUCCAAAUAUGGCUCGCGUCAACCAGAUCCUGCCGGUCGUGGCAGCUGUGUUUCAUUUGAUGUCACCAUGGCAACGGUAGCUUGAUCAGGACCCUUUUGUGAAGCCAUCUGGUUGACCGGCAUUCUUUGCCUCGAACAACAUUAGAGGUACACUGUCUGUAAAUAUUGCUACUAAGUGUUUUAUUUUUUUCUUCCCUCCAUUUGGUCAAGAAUUACCCACAGUCGUGUUAUUGUUAACCAGGACUUCCAUGGAGUAGGCGAUGAGUGGACAAUCCCAUUUUGGCCAUGUAUCGAUCCCCCCGCAACCCCCCCACCCCCCCUUUUCUGUUGCGUGCACGCAUCUUUUUUUCCCAGUUUUAUUUAGCCUUUUUCCUUAAUGUUUUAUUAUUGUGUAUCAGAUGUAUCUACAAAGACAAGGCCGUUUUUCUGUCACAGUGGAUGUUUUUCCUCUAAACUGUCGUGGUUACAGAAUGUUGGUGACCCAAGUGGCACAGAAAAUGUCUUACGUCAUUGUCACUGAUGGGGAGUCACGUGAUGUGUAAUACUGAAGGAAGCCCGGUCUGGUGAAACCAACACUCUGCUGCGCACUAACCAUUGCCUUUUUAUGCAGAUAUUAUGUGCUUGGUGUGUUUUAACAGGUGUAUGUCAUAUCAUUGGGUGUAGCCUUAACAAAGUGCGAUACACAAAUAACCAUUGUAAUGCUCAACAUUAUCGUAACAAGGAUUUUUGUUGUACCAGCGAAGGCAGAGAAGCUCCACCACGGCCGCUUGACUUCCUGCCGAUUUAUUUCUCAAAUGUGACCCUCCUCGAGUUCUCAUCCGCGGUCUUCUGAUGAAGAACAGCUUGUGUGUACAUAAGACGUCCUUUUGGUUGACUGAAUGUAAGAUAGGCGCAGUCCCGGAGUAUAUGUGUAUGGAGUACCUCCGUGAUUGCCAGAAAGAACAUUCAUGCUUUAUGUUCAAUACAAAUGAACAGUGUUGAUUUCUCUUUGCUGUGUUUACAGCUGACGGCCUGACGGAGGGUCAGGUUAGAGGAAUGCAUCGUCACUGUGCACAAAGCAUGCCGCUGGUGCAUAGUGGCACGUUAAAAGGGCAAUACAGUACUUGUCAGUUUAGUUUUUAGUUGGACCACGCAAAAGAACCCUGACGUCGCAAUCGCUUGUUUUUAACAUGGACGUUUUAACUUUUGGCUCGGAUCAAACCGUGGGUCUGAGUUUUAUUUCAAGUACCUUUUUAAUUCUAAAAUUGUAAACACUGGAGUGAUGGGGUGGGGGCGAAAAAAGGCAAACUGAGUGAUGGAUAUUUUUGUUCCCUUCAAACUGUACUCUGUUUUAGACAAAGCCUCUUUCUCCUCAGAAAAGAUGAAUAGAAGCAUUUUGGAUCAGUCUGGCUGACAGCCCACUAGGGGGGUUCGUUUGAAGAAAAAGAUUCCUUCUAAUGCAAAGUCCCUGGUAUUUGUAGUAAAUUAUAUUGAUCCUGCUAUUAGGAAAGCGAUGACAUAACGGUAGCUAUCACAGAUUAGUUGUUUUCUUUUUUAGUCUUGCAUGCAGUUAUGGUCCUCAGUUGAAAUAAUAGAAUCUUGAUAUUGAUUAUUUUGUGUAGAAAAAUGAGUGCAUACAAGUAACUUCCUAAAACUGUUACAAUAAUUAUUGUAAAAUGGGCUAACUAAUAAUGUACCCUUGUGAUCCAAUUAGUUUCAACCGUAUGGAAAUCGGAGGAGAGGCUUCUUACUAUUAUGCUGAAAUAAAAACAUUUGUUAAGGA
Molecule: messenger RNA, 4752 nt
Organism: Hippocampus comes (tiger tail seahorse)
Lineage: Eukaryota; Metazoa; Chordata; Actinopteri; Syngnathiformes; Syngnathidae
Gene: znf740a
Product: zinc finger protein 740a
Exons: 20
Coding region: 745-2625 (626 amino acids)
Biological process (GO): regulation of transcription by RNA polymerase II; embryo development
Cellular component (GO): nucleus
Molecular function (GO): RNA polymerase II cis-regulatory region sequence-specific DNA binding; DNA-binding transcription activator activity, RNA polymerase II-specific
Source: RefSeq, a predicted model, not a curated record